AUGAGCCAGUUUUGGACGGGAACUGGGAAGAUUCGGAGGAAGAUCCACUUGAAAAAUUUGGAGGUAUCGGAGCAUUAUGCCGACACAUUUGCUGGACUGGGCCUCCCAGAUUACGGCCCUCGCGAAACAAAGCUCUCGCACAUUUUGGAACCCAUCAACAUCGGCACUGGCAAUCGAUUUGAACGGCAAUACAUUAUGAUCGUCCUUCUCAAUCACGCCUAUGGAUGUUCAGAUCUACUAUGGGAAUCUUCUAAAGAUUUGCCUUGGGAAUAUCGCACGGUCAACGGAACGCUGAUGAAUCCGCCUAACCCAGGCGUCAAAUCCAUGCAAAAGGUGAUUCUGAAGCAGUUUGAAAAAAAUGCGGCAUGCCGAAUGGGAGACACCGGUGGUGGUAGGAGGAGGGGAAAAGGAAUUGAAGGGGUAUCGAAAAUAUCUAUCCAGGUUGUAUUAAGAAGAGACGAGAACAAUCUUGCGUGUACCGGCGGUACCUCACACGGUUCUGGUCAUCGAAACAAAGCGGGUCUCAUGGCCAAUGUGGAAGCGAUAGACUCGGAGCCAUAG
This is a messenger RNA of Cladophialophora bantiana CBS 173.52, 561 nucleotides long. RefSeq lists its product as uncharacterized. The record is from RefSeq and is a predicted model, not a curated record. The coding region runs from base 1 to 561 and encodes 186 amino acids. Lineage: Eukaryota; Fungi; Ascomycota; Eurotiomycetes; Chaetothyriales; Herpotrichiellaceae. The transcript has a single exon.